GUUAAACCGUGAGAUUUGAAAAUGCCCUCGAAGUGCAAGUGUGUUGUUGGAACCGUGAAUCUCACAAUUUGAGUGCAAAUCGCACCCUUUGAAACAGUGAGAAUUACACUAAACCUUCGACCUUUUGCACAGGUAAAGUCGUAAAGGCGAGCACACAUAAGUUGAUGAAAAUUUACAAUUGCUUGACCAAAAAGUUGUUGAUUUCACUUGUUUGGGGUACAACCCACUAAAGGACUCCAGGGAUUAGAGCUUUAAGUGGUUGAUUGGAUGCUUGACGAUUAAUUCAAUUAAUUAUAUACUAAAAAAGAAAUUUGGAUGCAAGGUCAUUGAUUCAAUUACUAGAAUUAGAUCCCUUGGCAUCAUUCCAUAUUAGUGUGAGUACAUUAUAGGUUUCAUUGCAAAUUGGAUUCAUACCUAGAGCUAAGGGGAUUCUCAUCCCAAGUGUGUCUUCUCAACCUUUGAGCACAUCAUUUACUUCGUUUCUAUUUGCUUUUGUUAGCUGACACUUACAACUUACAAGUAAUCGAGAAUCCAACAGAUCGAUUGGCUAGAUAGUAGUAAAACUCAAAGUACGUAGCACUGCAUAUCUAGACGACCCGAAAGGAAUACGUCGACACUGGAACGUUUGUUGUCAUUAUACGUAAUUAGCUUAGGAAGAUACUACUGCCCUUCUACAAUUAAACUAUAUGACACGAUGAGUCAAUCGAAUCAAACCCGGCCCAUAACCCACCUCUCAUGAUCUUAGCAGCCCACAAUCUGAUCAUCUCAUGUCAUGAUCAACCCACUACUCUACUCACCCCGUAACCCAUAAUUUUUAACGAUUAGUUUAUAUGGUCAUUGUGUUGUCAUAAAUAAACUGCGGAUAUAUAUUUAAAAAAUGCCCUAGCGAAUGUCAACUUUCCUUCCUUGGGCAGUACGAAGAAAUUUGUUCCAUGUAAGCAAAGAUAAGAACUUCCCACCAAAAAAAGACAGCCCAGAAAGGAUCGGACACUGCAUUGGGGAGCACUGCAUUGCGUAACCUACUGCCGCGUUGCCUCGUGAAAGAGCUCAAAAUUAAUAGCGUCUGGAGAAAUUUUAUUUAAAAAACAUAGACAUUUCGUUUGCCCGACCUGCUUGACAUGUUUUGAUUGAGAUGGGAUGGACAUGGAUAUUCUCAUCGAUCCGACGUAUACUAACCCGUCUCAUUUUUUUUAUUUAUCCAUUCUUGUUUAAAUUAUAUUUAAAUUUAAUCAAAUUACUUAGAAUUUUUCUUUUAUUACAUCAUAUUUUAGCUAUAAUAAAAUUGUAAAUCAGUGAAAACUUCAAGUUCUUUCAAUAAUUUAAGUACAUUUUAUGGUUUGUUUCUUGGUUUUGUAAUGAAAAUAACGAAUAUUUCUAGUGUUUUCCAUAUGAAUUACUUACUCAUUCUAUCGACCUGCUCCGACUCGUGCCCCAAUAAUAAAUUUCUCGACUUGAACCCAACCCGACCCGCCAACGUAUAUAAAUAUCGAGAUACCUACCCCAAACCUCCCCCAUUCUCAUUCCUAUAUCGUCUACUUCUUACUAUAUAUAUACACACAUAUGGCAAGUCCACCCUAAUCAAAUACAUAACAUAAUAUAUGAUCUGAGAGAUGGAUCUAUUGAGUUGAAUAUAUAUUAACUACGAUACUCACCUCUUGGAACACACCACCAGCCACAAGGAAAAAAUUAGAAUGGCGCACAUGGUCGGCAGAGAUAAUGAGAUUGAGUCGCUCAGAAUCGAGUUGGCCGAAAUGGGAAGAAGCCUCCGGCAACUGCAGCUUCCGGCGGCGGCGGCGGCGGCGGCGGCGGGUGGCCCUCCUUCCUCUUCCUCCUCGUUCCGGCGCCACAGCCGGAGCUCUUCCGUGUCUUCAAGCUUCCGGAGGGACCGAUACUGCGAUGACGUGGAGUUGACGGAGGAUGAGGUCAGCAACGUUGCCCUGCAGUGGGCGGCGGUGGAGAGGCUCCCGACUUUCGAGCGCCUCCGCUCCUCUCUCUUCCUCCACGGUGGUGGGAAGGGUGCGGCGGAGGAGGCGGCGUCACGGCGGCCGGCGGCGGUGGUGGUGGACGUGAGGAAGCUGGGCGGGCUGGAGAAGCAUGUGUUCAUGGAGAAGCUGAUCCAGAGGAUCGAAGACGACAACCUUCGGUUGUUGCAGAAGAUUAGGAACAGAGUAGACAAAGUUGGGGUGAGGUUGGAGAGGGUGGAGGUGAGGUUCAGAAACGUUGGGGUGGAAGCAGAGUGCAAGGUGGUCAACGGAAAACCACUUCCAACGCUGUGGAAUACGCUGCUUGGAGAAGUGUCUGACUUUGCGGCGAAGUUGCCAUUCUUCGAGCCACAGAAAGCAGAACUUCAAAUCAUCCACAAUGUUAGUGGCGUUAUUAAGCCUGGAAGGUUAACUCUGUUGCUGGGACCGCCUGGCUGUGGGAAGACUUCCCUCCUAAAGGCUUUGUCAGGGAAUCUCAGCCCUUCUCUCAAGGUUCAUGGUGAGGUUUGUUACAAUGGGUACAAGCUGGAUGAGUUUGUGCCUCAGAAGACUUCAGCUUACAUCAGUCAACAUGAUGAGCACAUCCCUGAGAUGACUGUGAGGGAGAUUCUCGAUUUCUCGGCUCGCUGUCAGGGCGUCGGAAUUCGCCUAGAGAUGAUGGAGGAAGUAAGCAGAAGAGAGAAGCAAGCUGGGAUUGUCCCUGAUCCUGAUAUCGACACUUACAUGAAGGCCAUUUCAGUGGAAGGGUUAAGAUCAAAUCUCCAGACGGAUUACAUAUUAAAGAUCCUUGGACUUGACAUCUGUGCUGAUACACUAGUUGGUGAUGUCAUGAGAAGGGGCAUCUCAGGUGGUCAGAAGAAAAGACUCACUACAGGGGAGAUGAUGGUUGGUCCAACAAGAGCUCUAUUCAUGGACGAAAUCACAAACGGCUUAGACAGCUCCACCGCGUUUCGAAUCGUUUCCUGUCUGCAACAAAUGGUCCACAUCACAGAUGCCACGGUUCUGGUCUCGCUUCUCCAGCCAGCCCCCGAGACGUUCGUGCUCUUCGACGACUUGAUUCUGAUGGCAGAAGGCAGGAUCGUGUACCAUGGUCCGCGCCAACAUGUCCUCGACUUCUUCAUGGACUGUGGCUUCAAGUGCCCUGAGAGAAAAGGCGUUGCAGAUUUCAUCCAAGAGGUCAUUUCUGAGAAAGACCAGUCACAGUACUGGGAUAGCACACAACAUGUCCCUCACAGUUAUGUCUCGGUUGAAGCAUUCUGCAACAAGUUCAAGGCAUCUACUUAUGGAAAGAAGCUGGAUGAAGAGCUUGCAGUGCCUUAUGACACCAAGUCACAAACCAAUGACACUGCAAUAUCUUUCAACAGAUACUCACUUUCCAAGUGGGAGCUCCUCAGGGCUUGCUCCGCAAGGGAAUGGCUUCUCAUGAGAAGGAAUUCAUUCACCUAUGUAUUCAAAACAGUCCAGCUCGUGAUCACUGCCGUGAUUGCAAUGACUUUGUUUCUACGAACCCGGAUGGAUGUCGAUGUUGUCCAUGCGAAUCUCUACAUGGGUUCCUUGUUCUAUGCCCUUAUUAUAUUGGUUACAGAUGGGAUACCUGAGCUGCCCAUGACUAUCCAAAGGCUUGAAGUGUUCCACAAGCAAAAGGACUUGUACUUCUAUCCGGCUUGGGCUUAUGCAAUCCCUGCAAGUCUCCUCAAAAUCCCCAUUUCGUUGCUGGAAUCUCUGGUUUGGACGUGUCUCACUUACUAUGUCAUUGGUUAUAGCCCAGAAGCUGUGAGGUUCUUUCGCCACUUUCUUAUACUUUUCGGUGUGCAUUUGAGUUCGGUAUCCCUCUUUCGAUUUAUAGCCUCGGUCUACCAGACUCAUGUUGUUUCCAUGGCUGCUGGUAGCUUUGCCAUACUGUUCUUGUUGAUGUUUAGUGGCUUCGUGAUUGCAAAGCCAUCCAUGCCCAUUUGGAUGAAAUGGGUAUUCUGGAUUUCCCCUGUCACAUAUGGAGAGAUAAGCCUAAGUUUGAACGAGUUUCUCGCCCCGAGAUGGCAAAAUAAAAUGGCAUCUGGGAACAUGACUAUAGGAAAUUCCAUCCUUGAGAGCCGAGGACUUAACUUCCAAGCCGAUCUCUAUUGGGUUUCAGUUGGAGCCUUGUUUGGAUUCACGUUGUUGUUCAACAUUGGUUAUGUCUUGGCUUUGAGUUACCUAAAAUCUCCAGGCGCGUCAUCUCAUCCAAUUAUAUCUCAAGAAAAGCUGUCCAAAAUCCAGGGAAGUAAUGGUGAGGAUUCUAGAAAUGGCACAGCAUUGAAAUAUCCAGAACCAACUAUCCAGUCAAGUAAAGAUAGAAUGGCCUUACCUUUCACACCACUGACAGUUGUUUUUGAAGAUGUUCAGUACUUUGUUGACACUCCCAUGGAAAUGAGAGAAAGGGGAUUCACUAGCCCAAGACUUCAACUUCUUUCUGAUAUCUCUGGGGCAUUAAGUCCUGGAGUACUUACAGCAAUGAUGGGGGUGAGUGGUGCUGGAAAGACGACCCUUUUGGAUGUUCUUGCAGGCAGGAAAACCAGUGGCUACAUUGAGGGACAGAUCAAGAUUGGAGGGUACCCUAAAGUUCAAGAAACAUUUGCUAGGGUUUCUGGUUACUGUGAGCAGACUGAUAUCCAUUCUCCCCAGAUAACAGUGGAGGAAUCAGUUAUAUUCUCUGCCUGGAUGCGGCUGUCACCCGAGAUAGACUCCAAAACUAAAGCUGAGUUUGUGAAUGAGGUGAUAGAGACCAUAGAGCUUGAGGGGGUAAAGGAUGCUUUGGUUGGGAUCCCUGGGGUAAAUGGUCUAUCAACCGAGCAGAGAAAACGACUGACCAUAGCCGUGGAGCUCGUGGCCAAUCCAUCAGUCAUAUUCAUGGAUGAACCCACAACAGGAUUGGAUGCAAGAUCUGCUGCAAUUGUGAUGAGAGCAGUUAAAAACAUUGUCGAUACCGGGAGGACAAUUGUUUGCACCAUCCAUCAGCCGAGCAUUGACAUAUUCGAGUCCUUUGAUGAGCUCAUUCUAUUAAAAGCCGGUGGAAGGAUCAUAUACUCUGGACCAAUGGGGCACCACUCAAGUAGUGUGAUAGAGUACUUUGAGGGAAUUGAAGGGAUUCCAAAGAUCAAAAGAAACUAUAAUCCUGCAACAUGGAUGUUGGAAGUUACUUCGGAAUCUUCAGAGGCUAAACUUGGAGUUGAUUUUGCCUUGUUAUACAAGCAAUCAACCCUCUUCGAAACUAACAAGGAGAAAGUGAGUAGAAUGAGCAGCCCACCUCCCGGCUCAAGAGAUCUCCACUUCACUACCGAAUUCUCGCAGAACGGGUGGGGCCAAUUCAAAGCUUGCCUGUGGAAACAACACUUAUCUUAUUGGAGGAGCCCUGGGUAUAACUUAAUGCGACUGCUCCAUACAUUUGCUUCGGCUCUGAUCUUUGGGUUGUUGUUCUGGGACCAAGGCCAGAAAAUAAACAACCAGCAGAAUUUGUUCAACAUGUUUGGUUCGAUGUACAUUGGGGUGAUCUUCCUGGGGAUAAACAACUGCUCGUCGGUGCUCCAAUAUGUCGCGACAGAGCGAACCGUGAUGUACAGGGAGCGGUUUGCAGGGAUGUACUCCACUUGGUCGUUCUCGUUUGCACAGGUUGCUGUGGAAAUCCCGUAUCUGUUUGCACAAGCUCUAGUAUUCACAGCAAUCACAUAUCCGAUGAUCGGAUACUACUCGUCAGGAACAAAGGCUUUCUGGUUCUUCUAUGCCAUCUUCACUUCGCUGAUGUACUUCAACUAUUUGGGGAUGUUGCUUGUGUCGCUGACACCAAACUUCAUGUUCGCUGCCAUCUUCCAAUCUGUUUUCUACGCUAACUACAACCUCUUCGCCGGGUUCCUGAUUCCUCGACCGAGGAUACCAAAAUGGUGGAUAUGGCUUUAUUACUUGACCCCAACUUCUUGGUCCCUCAAUGGACUGCUGACUUCACAAUACGGAGACAUACACAAGGAGCUGACGGUUUUUGGGGAAACCGAGACCGUUGCUGGGUUCCUGAAGAGUUACUUUGGAUUCGACCAUGAUCGGUUGGGUCUGGUAGCUGCUGUUCUCAUUGCUUUCCCGCUUGCCUUCGCUUCUCUUUUCGCGUAUUUUAUGGGAAGAUUCAACUUCCAGAGAAGGUAAUACUGCACAAGCCGAAUGGAACGUUCUUCAGAAGCAGCUGGACAUGUAUAGACGCCAGAGCAUCGAUCCAAAGGAGACGAACGAAGAUACCAAAAUACAGAACCACGUCCACCUAUUUCUGUGUAUGUGUAUAGACUUGAAUGUCAUAACGUACUAAAGCAAUUCACAAAAG
Messenger RNA from Linum trigynum, 6321 nucleotides. The record is from the annotation of a GenBank genome assembly. Lineage: Eukaryota; Viridiplantae; Streptophyta; Magnoliopsida; Malpighiales; Linaceae.